Entamoeba histolytica HM-1:IMSS is the source of this 1284-nucleotide messenger RNA. RefSeq names its product chitobiosyldiphosphodolichol beta-mannosyltransferase, putative. Gene Ontology annotation, molecular function: mannosyltransferase activity. The record is from RefSeq and is a predicted model, not a curated record. The transcript has 2 exons. Gene Ontology annotation, cellular component: endoplasmic reticulum. The coding region runs from base 1 to 1284 and encodes 427 amino acids. Lineage: Eukaryota; Evosea; Mastigamoebida; Endamoebidae.
AUGAGAGUUACAGUGUUAGUUCUUGGGGAUAUUGGAAGAUCUCCACGAAUGGAAUUUCAUUCAAUUGAACUUGCUAAAAUAUGUCCUGUUUCUAUUGUUUGUUAUGAAGAAACACAACCACUUUCUUCUAUUACUGAAAACCAAAAUAUUGUGCGUUAUCCUCUUCAUAUUUUACCACCUUUAAAAUCAAUUCCAUUAAGAACGAUUGUAUGGAUAUUAUUUUAUGCACCACUUAAAUUCUUUUAUUUGGCUAUUCAAUUACUUUAUCUUCUUUUAUUCAAACUACCAAAUUAUAGUCAUAUUCUAAUUCAAAACCCACCUUCAUUACCAUCAUUCAUCAUUGCUGCUUUUGUUAAAUUCAUUACUGGAUGUACUGUUAUAGUUGAUUGGCAUAAUACUGCUUAUUCCAUUGUAAUGAAUGUUCAUCAUUUAAAAGAAACUAAUCCGUUAAUUGUUAUGCUAAAACAUUAUGAAUUACUUCUUCCAUUAUAUUUUGAUUAUCAUUUUACAGUGACAAAAGCAAUGAAAGAAUUUCUUGUUCAACAUAACUUCAAACAUGAAAAAAUUACUGUUCUUUAUGAUAAACCAUUUAUUAAUAUUAAUUCAACACAGUCACAAAAAGUAGAAUUAUUUUCUCGUUUAAAAAGUACUUUUCCAACAUAUUCAAUUCCAUUUAUUGAUUCAUUAAUUCAAGAUGAUGAGAAAAUUGUAUGUGGAGUAAGUUCAACAAGUUGGACACCAGAUGAGGAUUUUGGUGUUUUAUUUGAUGCAUUACUAAGUUAUGAAAAAAGUGAAUUAAAUCUUCCUAAGUUAAUUGUUUUUAUUACUGGAAAAGGACCAUUGAGAGAAUUUUAUGAGAAAAGAAUAGAAGAAGAAAAAAUGAAGAGAGUAUGUGUUAUUCCCAUUUGGCUUUCACAUGAAGAUUAUCCUUAUUUAUUAUCAAGUUGUGAUUUUGGAGUAUCUUUACAUCAAAGUUCUUCUCAACUUGAUUUACCAAUGAAAGUUCUCGAUAUGUUUGGAUGUUCAUUACCUGUAUUAGCAAGAGGAUAUCAAUGUUUAAAAGAUGAGUUAGUUGUUGAAGGUAUUUAUGGAUAUUGUUUUGAUACCUCUGAACAAUUAGCUGAAUUAAUGAUAAAUAUUCUAUCUGAUGAUAAGAAAUCAGCAAUGUUCUUUGUUUCAAUGAAACAACAUGUCAUUGAAAAUACAAAAGUUACUUGGAGUCAGAAUUGGAAGAAUGUUGUUCGUCCACUUUUUCUAGCUGAACAAGAGAAGAAAAUACAAUAA